CAGACGGACAGACGGACAGACACCUCUCCCACCCUCCGGAAUCCUCUGCUCCUGUAAGAUUGCAGGCACCCGAGGGUCCUCAUACCUCAGCCAGCCCUGAGCCGCCCUGCCCCGGCCCAGAGAGACAGAGACCCAGAGAGACAGAGACCCAGAGAGACAGAGACCCAGAGAGACAGAGACCCAGAGAGACAGAGACCCAGAGACCUGGCCUAACCUGGGCCCUCACCUGCUUCUACCUGCGAGGAAACAUCCUGCUUUUCUUCUUUAACGUCUUCUGCAAAUUCGGCGCAUUGUAACCGUGUCGUUUUUGUUUUUUUCGUUUUUUCUUCCCGAACACAUCGGUUGCGUUGGCGCGAAACCGGGCGCUCCCUCCGCAGUCGUAGAAUAAUGUAUUUUACACGCCUUCCUCGGAUUUCUCCCAAAGGAUAAGCGACACGGAAGGGACUCGUUGUUGUUAUUACCUUGUGCCGAGCGUGCCGCGUGAAUCGGAGCCUUUGACCUUUUGCUCGCGGGACUCGGAGACGAUUUCGGACGUUAGGCGUCGCUUUCGCACGACCUCGUUUGGUGGGCUCUUCGGACGAGACUUUUUUUCCGCCAUGCUGGACACCAAUCCCCGCCUGCGAAUGGACCCCGGCUCCCUGAGGCCUCCGCCAAUCAGAGACGGCCUGGAGAAGCGAGGAAUGCGAUUGGCCUACGGGCGGCAUGCGUGUCACGGCCUGAGGGAAGUGCUGCAGCUGAAGCUCCAGCAGCGACGCACCCGGGAGGAACUGGUGAACCAGGGAAUCAUGCCCCCGCUGAAGAGUCCGGCUGCGUUUCACGAGCAGAGGAAGAGUCUGGAGCGCGCGCGGACUGAAGACUACCUGAAGAGGAAGAUCAGGAGCAGGCCAGAGAGGUCUGAGCUGGUGAGGAUGCACAUAUUGGAAGAGACGUCUGCGGAGCCGUCCCUGCAGGCCAAGCAGCUGCAGCUGAAGCGCGCCCGUCUGGCGGACGACCUCAACGACAAGAUCUCCCACCGGCCCGGCCCCAUGGAGCUCAUCCACAAGAACAUCCUGCCAGUACACAGCAGCCUGAAGCAGGCUCUGAUAGAGACGGACUUCCCGAAGGGCGCGGGCGAGAGCUCGUCGUUCGAUGAGGACAGCAGCGACGCUCUCUCUCCAGACCAGCUGCUGGGCCACGACUCGCCCCUAGGCCCCGUCCCCCUGGGCCCUGCCCCCCUGGGCCCCGCCCCGCUUCCAUCGCCCCCCGACACGCUCACCUGCGCCGGUAACCCCUCCCCCACGCAGUUUAUCCCUCGGGCCCCGCCUCCACCGCCUCCCGCCCCCCCUGUGCCCUCCCCCUCGCAGAUCCUGACCAAUGGCACGCCAGCUCCUGUGGCUUCCAGGCCCACCCCCACGCUGAUUAAGUCCAGGACUGACCGGCUGUCUCAGCGCUCUAAGAAGCCCAAGGACAGCAAGCCCAAGGUGAAGAAGCUGAAGUACCACCAGUACAUCCCGCCCGACCAGAAGGCAGAGCGCGAGCCGCCCCCCCAGCUGGACUCCACCUACGCCAAGAUCCUGCACCAGCAGCAGCUCUUCCUGCAGCUGCAGAUCAUCAACCAGCAACAGCAGCACUACAACUACCACACCAUCCUGCCCGCUCCGCCCAAACCUCCAGCGGAUCAGCCGCCUUCCUCAAACUCUGGCCCCUCCCCGUCUCGGGCCAUUCCCGCCCCUACGUCCUCCUCCCCCAAUCAGAGCGGGCAAAGCCGGCAGAGCCACGCCCUUCCAGCUGGGGCCAAGCCCGGACCUUUACCCACUAACCUGGAUGAAUUAAAGGUGGCGGAGCUGAAACAGGAGCUGAAGCAGCGCAGCCUGCCCGUGUCCGGCACCAAGAACGACCUCAUCGAGAGGCUGAGGCACUUCCAGGAGCAGCACGGGGUCGCCACGGCGACGGCGAAAAACAACCAACCGCAGCAGCCGCAGCAGCAGUUGGCCCCGCCUGCUGGCUCCUCCCCUGUUGUGGGCGGACCCACCGUCCUGCAGCAAUCGGGAGAGGGCGGCAUGGUGCUGGCGGCUUUCCCAUUUGUUGCCACAGUUGGAGGGGGCGGAGCUCCGCCCCCGGUAAUGCAUUUUGGCAGCACAAGCUCCUCCCCUCCGGCGUCUCCCGCCCUAUCAGACCGCUCGUUGGCUGGAAUGAGCCCGGAUGAGACGAGUUGCAAUGGUGAUGCGUUCGGAGAGAUGGUCACCUCCCCGCUCACCCAGCUGAGCCUGCACCCCUCCCCGCUGCCCGCCGGGGCCACGGUGAAGGAGGAGGGCCCCGACCCGGGCCCGGCCCCCUGCCUCUUCUCCCAGCGCGGCGCGCGGGAGCCGGGCGCGGCCCUGGACAAGGACCAGAUGCUGCAGGAGAAGGACCGGCAGAUCCAGGCGCUGACCCGCAUGCUGCGGCAAAAGCAGCAGCUGGUGGAGGCCCUGCGUCUGCAGCUGGAGCGGGGCAAGCAGCCCUCCUGCGUCAAGCUGGAGCCCCGCCGGGACGCCGACCUCCUGGACACCGACACCAUCUGCGUCACCGUCAAGAAGGAGGAGCAGGAGGAGGACCAGGAGGACCAGGAGGAGGAGGAAGGGGAGGAGAGGAUGCAGCACGAGGACCAGCCCCAGGGCCGGACGCAGCAGACGCAGCAGACGCAGCAGACGCUGCAGACUCUGCAGGCGCAGCGAGACGCAGAAUCCCAGCUGCAGGACCUGCAGCGCAGUCAGCCCAGGCUCUCUGACCCGCAGCAGCACAGGAAGAAGAAGACGCACAGGCAGCAGAGACAGGAAGCGCAGCAGCAGAAACAGGAAGCGCAGCAGCAGAGACAGGAAGCGCAGCAGCAGAAACAGGAAGCGCAGCAGCGGCUGCUGCACUCGCAGCAGGUGUUCAUCAACCAGCAGAUGCAGACCCCUGCUUCCGUCUCCGCCCCCUCCUUCCCAUUGGACCUGCUGAAGGCACAGACCACGCCCACCCUUUUGACGGACAGCAACGGUAACCACUUCCUGAUCGCACUGACCAACCACUGCACGGACAGCGGGGCCAACAGAACUGCAGGGGGCAAAGCUGGCGGCCAUGUCAAGCUGCAGAGGCUGAAGUCCACUCCCACAAAGUCCUCCAGCCAAUCGCCACCCCAUCGCCCUUCCAGCACCGAGAGCCAACCAGAGCAGCGGAUGCAGCCUGGUGGCCUCACCGACCAACCAAUCGGAAAGGGACAGAGGGCGGCUCUGCACGUGACGACCGACCGCCCGCCAGGGGCGGCCCCGUCGUUCUCCGCCCCGCCCAAUCUUCAGCCUUUCUUUCUCGGCGAGGACCCCGCCCCCGGUGGACGCGCCGGCCCCUCUCCUCCUCCUCCCCCUCGUAAUACGGAGGUGUGUUCGGGCAUCGACCAGCACACACUGUUCAGCCCCCCCUCCCCCUCCCCUAAACAGACAUGCACAUCCACUCAACCUGGGAAGGAGAACGGCUCUACUCAGCACAUGGACGACCUGUUUGACAUCCUCAUUCAGAGCGGAGAGAUCCCCGCCAGCUUCAAGCCCGAGGUGGACCCCGCCCUCUCGCGCCUCCGGCCCAACACCCCGCCCCCUUCGCCCUCCCCGUCCUCCAAUCAGCUCUCGCCCGCGCCCGCGCCCGCCGCUUCCCAGCAGCCCCUGGGGGGAGAGGCCCCGCCGCGGUCCUCCGGGGAGUGCGACGGCGGUGGAGGCACGGGAGGCGGCCGUCUGGAGGACUUCCUGGAGAGCACCACGGGGAAGCCGCUGCUGGGGGCGGAGCCCGGCGGGCCCUUGACUCUGAUCGACGACCUGCACAGCCAAAUGCUGAGCACCUCCAGCAUCCUGGACCACCCCCCGUCCCCCAUGGACACCUGCGAGCUCAGCUUCACGCCCCACCCCGCGGGGCUGGACUUCGGCGACCCCGCCCUGGACAGUAUGGACUGGCUGGACAUCACCAUGGGGGGGGCGGGCGGCGGGGCGGGGAGCGGCGCGGCGAGCCUCGCCCCUCUCAACCCCCACACGCCCCCCAGCGUGUUCUCUGCAGACUUUUUGGACAGCUCUGACCUGCAGCUGCACUGGGACUCCUGCUUAUAGCUGUGUGCUCUUCACAGCCCCCCUCCCCCACCUCUCUCUCUCUCUCUCUCUCUCUCUCUCACACACACACACACACACGCACAUACACUCACACACACACUCUCACACACACAUACACACACUCACACACACACACCCUCACACACACAUCACACACACCCUCACACACACAUCACACACACACACACACACACACUCACACUCACACACAAUCACACACACACUCACACACACUCACACUCUUACACACACACACACACACACCCACACACCCAAACGCUCUUAAAUCUCUUCUCUCACACUGAUACGUUCACUCCAUCCACUGGUUCUCCCUCCCUCUCUCUCUAUCUCUCUCUCUCCCCCUCUUUCUUGGUCUCCCUCACACCCAGACUGGCAUUAAAACGUACAUCAGUCAGAACCUAUUCAUUUAGAACCCACUGUACAUAGGACACAUUGCGUGGCUCACUCCACUAUCUCCAUCUUCAUGAAGCUGAGUAUCUGAACCUUGUCUCCGUGGCUACAGUACUAGCACCAGGACAACGGACACCAGCCCAUAAUUAUAAACAGCCUCAACCAAAACCUUAUCUGCACCCUGACCAGGUAUUGAUACGGUCAGUUAUCCACAUACAUAAUGUGCGUGUGUUUUUAUCUUCUGUUGGUGCACUGUCAGUCACGCACACACAUGCGCGCACGCUCAGACCGAUUAGUCUAGCCUUCUAGACUAGUUGAUUGGUUCAGAAUUCGGUUCAGGUUCGAAUUGAGUGAUCCCAGUACUUCAGGGAUUAAUGAGGGGGGGGGGGGGAUCCAGAGACAGAACUGCUCAUUGGCUUGUUUGUCUCCUGAGUGCACUUGUUAUUGGUCUGCAAUAGGAGGAGCGCACACGCCCUGCUGCUUACACACUGUUGAGGUCUUUCCACACCAAGAGCUGUAACUCCACUCACUGAGCACUUUAUUAGGAACACCUACUUAUACUUCUAUUUAGUCAGCCAAUUGUGUGGUGGCAGUGCAACGCAUAAAAUCGUGUAGACACGGGUUAGGAGCUUCAGUUAAUGUUCACAUCAACCAUCAGAAUGGGGAAAAAAUGUGAUCCUACUGUUACCCCACCACUGACCGUGGAAUGAUUGUUGGUGGCAGACAAGGGUGGUUUGAGUAUCUCAGAAACUGCUGAUCUCCUGAGAUUUUCACGCACAACAGUCUCUAGAGUUUGCAGAAAAUGGAAAACAAAAAACAGUAGUAGCAGUUCUGUGGGCAGAAAUGGCUAGUUAAUGAGAGAGGUGGAUGAGGAGAAGGGCCAGACUGGUCAAAGCUGACAAGAAGGUGAUAGUAAUGUAAAAAACCACACAUUACAACAGUGGUAUGCAGAAGAGCAUCUCCGAACACGCACUGCAUCAAAUCUCUUAAGUGGAUAGGCUCCAAAAUAAGUAAUAAAUACCAAAUAAAGUGCUCAAUGAGUGUAUAAUGAUAACUGUAAAUAUAUAGUUUAAACUUUUAAAGUAGUACAAAAUAAAAAAUACAAAAACAAAUUGUGGGGGCCACACCACAGCUAUAACGACAACACUGCGUUACGUUGCUGACACUUUUUUUUUUUUUCCCCCAAGCCACUUGCAGUCGAUUAGACUAAGCAGGGGACGACCCCCCUGGAGCAAUGUGAGGGUUAGGGCCCUUGCUCAAAGGCUCAACAGCUGUCAUGGCUACACUGGGGCCUUCAACCACCAGCCUUCCAGGUCACAGUCAUGUGCCUUAGACGCUAGGCUACCUGUGACAUCGACAUUGACAAAUGAAAUCGUUGGGAUCACUUUCACAGCCAAUUUUUUUCCAGAUGCAUGACCGGGAAAACCCUGACGGUCAAUCAAAACCCAUCAAGAGACUUUUUUUUUUUUUUUCAGAACAUUAUCAUUCAGCCGUGCGGAUGCUCACAUUGUUGUCGUUAUGGUUAUAGUUAACAUAAUUGCGAGAGCAGGCCCUUCAGCCCAGCAAUGCUCACCUUUUCCUACCACUAAAGUGUGCUACUACUGCUUAGUUUGUCUGAAAGCUAAAUAGUAUCUAGCGCCAUAUCAAGCCUGGUCUUGUAAACCCCCAGUGUUUCUGCCUCCACUACGCAUGUCCUGGCAAGCUAUUCCACACAUUGACCACUCUCUGUGUGGGGAAAAAAUAUUCCUAAUAUCUAUGCGGAAUUUAUCCAAUUUCUAUUUAUGCCCCCUCGUUCUGCUAACCAAACUCGCCCUGAAGAAUCACCUGUAGUUCACUUUGUUAAUCCCUUUAAUGAAUUUAAAAGCCUCAAUCAAUCCCCCCCCCCCCCCCCCAAAGUCUCUUUUUAGUGAUCUUUAAGAGAUUAAACAUCUUACGUUUUUCAUCGUAACAGUUCUCUUUUAUACAUGGAAUCAAUCUGGUUGCCCUUCUCUGAACCUUUUCCAGCAUCUCUAUGUCUUAGUGUGGUCCCCAGAAGCGCACCCAGUACUGUACUGCAUACAGUACAGUGUGGUCUAACAAAGGGUAUUCUUGGUGUGGAUGGGCCUUCACUGCACACUGGGUAUAUGUCAGGUAGCGUGCCACUUGCUGAAACUAUAAUCUGCUGAAAUCCAGCUUCACAUAGGCGUGAGGUUGUGUACAUAUCACUAUGGUGACAACGAUUAUGCGUUCAGGGUUUCUUUUCUUUUCGCAUAUCGCCCCCCGACAUUUGCACUGACUGACCAAUGGCGGGGGGGUGGGCGUUGUUGGGGGCGGUGUCAAGCAGGGGGAGCCCCCCAGAAUGAUACUGUAAGGAGCCUAUCCAAACACGCACUUAAGCUGGCCUGUCUGUGCUUCUGGUGUCAGUAAACCACCCAAUGAAAUGUACUCUUCUUUGGAGUAUUGCCAGACCGUAAUGCAUUGCUGUAUUUGGUACACAUAAACUAUUAAUUUUACCUGCUUUGGAAUGUUGGUAAUAUGUGGUUCAAAAAUAUUUGGACUUUUUUUUAUAUAUAAAAAAAAAAAAGGAAAUAUUACUCCUUGAAAAUAAAAAUAAAAAUCUAA
Molecule: messenger RNA, 7100 nt
Organism: Conger conger (European conger)
Lineage: Eukaryota; Metazoa; Chordata; Actinopteri; Anguilliformes; Congridae
Gene: mrtfaa
Product: myocardin related transcription factor Aa
Exons: 17
Coding region: 597-4088 (1163 amino acids)
Biological process (GO): smooth muscle cell differentiation
Source: RefSeq, a predicted model, not a curated record